AUGCGGACCAUUUUCUCAAUUAUACCUUUGCUGACCUCUACUGUCGCAGCUGUUGCAAUUCCCAGCGCAGGCAAAGCAACAGUCACAGCGGCGGCAUCUGGCAACCCUUUCUCCGGAUACCAACUCUACGUCAACCCAUACAAUGCCUCAGAGGUGUCUGCCUCGGCCCUGCCAACCAUGACGGGCACAGCGAGCAAAGCCGCAGAAGUGCCGUCCUUCUACUGGCUAGAUACCGCCUACAAAGUGUCGACGAUGGGCGAUUAUCUUUGUGAUAUCCAGGCGCAAAACGCUGCCGGUGCUGACCCGCUUGUCAAAUACUCUGACGUGCAUACAAUCCUGGUUGUUGAGCCCGACAGCCUGGCCAACCUCGUCACCAACCUGGCUGUCUCGAAAUGCGCCAACGCGCAUGAUGCCUACCUGGAGUGCACCAACUAUGCCGUGACACAGUUGAACCUGGAGAAUGUCGCCAUGUAUCUUGACGCAGGGAGGUUGCUGCCAUUCCUGGUCUUUCUCUUCAACGGCAACGAGGCAGCCCAGCUCUAUGCUGACGUUUACAAAAACGCCUCGCAGCCGGCUUCCCUGCGAGGUCUGGCGACCAACGUCGCUAACUACAACGGGUGGUCUCUAAGCAGUUGUCCGUCGUACACCUCGGGUAACUCCAAUUGCGACGAGAAGAGAUUCGUCAACGCAUUUGCUCCUUUGUUGCGGAACGCUGGCUGGGAUGCGCACUUCAUUACUGACACAGGCCGAAAUGGUGUUCAGUCUACCCAGCAAAAUGCUUGGGGUGACUGGUGUAAUGUCAAGGGUACUGGAGUCAGCGUGCGUCCUACCACCGACACUGGCGAUGACCUCCAGAAGGCAUUUGUCUGGGCCAAGCCCGGUGGUGAGAGUGAUGGGACCUCGGAUACUAGUGCCACUCGGUAUGAUGCCCACUGUGGAUAUAGCUAUGUGAUUCAGCCUGCACCAGAGGCCGGGAAUUGGGUCCAGGCAUACUUCGAGCAACUUGUUGUGAAUGCCAAUCCCUCAUUCUAA
This is a messenger RNA of Penicillium alfredii, 1032 nucleotides long. RefSeq names its product putative cellobiohydrolase (gene cbhC). The record is from RefSeq and is a predicted model, not a curated record. Lineage: Eukaryota; Fungi; Ascomycota; Eurotiomycetes; Eurotiales; Aspergillaceae. Gene Ontology annotation, biological process: cellulose catabolic process. Bases 1 to 1032 code for a protein of 343 amino acids. Gene Ontology annotation, molecular function: hydrolase activity, hydrolyzing O-glycosyl compounds. The transcript is spliced from 6 exons.